CAGUGAGCGCACCCUGUCAACAGAGGAGAGUAUGGGAGCCUGGAGAUCUCCAGCUUCCACACUGGUUCUUGAAGCUGCAAAGCAAGAGGCUGAGCCAUCUCAGCGUUUGGAGAAAAGUGGACUCUCGAGAAAAAAUGGCGUAGACCUGCACAGAGUCCUGUUCGUCGUCCAGAGUCAAGGCCACACCUUUCACGCGGCGCGCGCCCAGCGGCUGAAGGAGGACCUGCUCCAGCAGGCAGCAGAGCUCCGCCAGGAAUAUCCCAGAAUUGUCCUUCUGCAUCAGCUGGCGAAGCCUGAAGGCGUGUGGACCAUCCUCCCGGUGUUACCGCGCCUUUCUGCAAUCUAUGGCGGAAAUUCAUCCUGGGUCUUCUUCUGUGAAGAGGAGACAAGGGUGCACCUUCCCAAGCUCCUCAGGACCCUUGGGAGGCACGACUCUGCCAAGGAGUGGUUUUUGGGGAAAGCCCUGCACGAUGAGGAAGCCACCAUCAUCCACCACUACGCCUUUUCUGAAAACCCCACGAGCUUCAAGUACCCGGACUUCGCCGCCGGCUGGGCCCUGAGCAUGCCCCUGGUGAACAAGCUCUCCAAGAGGUUGAGGAGCGACUCGCUGAAGUCCGACUUCACCAUCGACUUAAAGCACGAGAUUGCCCUCUACAUCUGGGACAGAGGGGACGGGCCGCCGCUGACCCCCGUGCCUGAGCUGUGCACAGAGGAUGCCGACCACGCAGGCCCCCACUGUGCCACCACGUUCCAGUCCCUCCUGCCGCUCUGUGGAAAUCCGGUGAAGAAGGAGGACAUCUUUGUUGCCGUAAAGACGUGCAAGAAAUUCCACAAAGACAGAAUUCCCAUCGUCAAGCAGACGUGGGCAGCACAGGCCGGGCUCAUGGAGUACUACAGCGACCACGCAGACGCCACCAUCCCCACUGUGGACCUGGGCGUCCCCAACACAGAGCGAGGCCACUGUGGGAAGACGUUUGCCAUCCUGGAAAGGUUUCUGAAUCACAGCCAUGUCAGGACCCCGUGGCUGGUCCUUGUGGACGACGACACCUUGAUAAGCAUCCCCAGGCUGCAGCACCUGCUCAGCUGCUAUGACGCCCGAGAGCCCGUGUUCCUGGGAGAGCGUUACGGCUACGGACUGGGCACUGGCGGCUACAGCUACAUCACCGGCGGAGGAGGCAUGGUCUUCAGCAGAGAGGCCAUCAGGAGGCUCCUGGCCAGCAAGUGCCGGUGCUACAGCAGCGACGCUCCAGACGACAUGGUUCUGGGCAUGUGCUUCAGUGGACUGGGGGUCCCUGUGACACACAGCGCCCUCUUCCACCAGGCCCGGCCGGUGGACUACCCAAAGGCCUACCUCGCUCACCAGGUCCCCAUCUCCUUCCACAAGCACUGGAACGUCGACCCUGUGCAGGUGUUCCUCACCUGGCUGGCCCCCGGAGAGCAGGACCGAGCCGGGCAGGAGGCACGGGCAAAGGCGCGCUCCCGGGAGGAGCUAUGAAUCUGAGGGUGGGCACUGGGAAGGGACAGACAAGGGACCUGGCCCACCUCAUCCUGUGGACUGCACCAGACCGGCUCCCUCACUGUGCCCUGGGCAGGGACACCCUCUGGCACCAGGGGGGGCAGUGCCUGUGGCAUUUUCUCUUCCUUGCUUUUUAUCGAAGGGAGGACAGGAAUUGCCCGGUGGCCCCGAGCAGAGCUGCUCUUUUGAGCUGGCAGGUCGCUUGCUGUCGGUCCAGCAGUCCUGGCAAGAACACAGCUGCGGCAACUGUGUACCUUCAAGCUGGGUGGUCUGGGGGGGCUUUAGAGACUGUCGAUGGAAAAAACGACUGACUGGUCCCAGAACCCCCUUCUCCAUCAUCUCUGUCCAUUCUCACCAACGUUUCAUCCGGGCAUGACUGAGUGUCACUCUCCUGAUGGAGAAAGAGCAAGGGGGUGUCCUUUGGCCUUCUCGAUGCUGGCCAGAAAUACUGGGCAGCCACAGGUCUCUGGGAGAACUCACAAAUCUGUCUUCAGGAAGCCCGGCUGGAAUGCUCCCAGCAUCACUCUGCAUGCUUCGGGCAUGUCAUCGGGAGCCACCGUCUCUGUAGAGGACCCCUCGUUUGGUAAAGUAGAGGGUGAUGAAACAGAGGGAGGCCCUCGGGGAGGUGGACGGACACAGUGGCUGAAACCGUGGGCCCAGACAUCCAUCGCAUUAGUGGUGAGGAUUCUGCUGUGUGUGCGGCUGCUGGGGUCCGGCCUGCCCGGGUGCACCUUGGAGAUGCCGCAGCAGCAUGUGCCUCUGCAGGUCUUAGCAGGACCGACGGCUCCUUCCUGGGGCUCGGUGGGGCCGCUGCUGCUCUCUAAAGCACUCUUCAAGCAUCAUGCACGCUUAGGUAGCGAGUCCCCUGCCCUCACAGCUGGUGGGUUUGUCUGUGCUGCUGCGGCCCCGUGCCCCGUCCACAGAGGACGGGGGCUACUCCACAAGAGCCCCCACCCCUGCUCUGGGGGCUCGUCUGUGUCCGUCUCUCCCCACAAGGCCCCGCCCCCCUCCAGCCUCCUUGUGCAACCACUGUGACAAAUGGCACCCUGGGGAUUUCAGAGACACUGAUCACACAAUUCAGGCCCGUCUCGGGAAGUGACCUGUGACCCGCGAAACUCUCUCUCCUCCCUCAUAAAUCGCCGAGCUCCCCACGAGGCUCUCACCCUUGUGGGAUGGACGCCAGGCUCACCUGACAAUUCCCUGGGCUCUCUCCAAAUGAGACGUGCACGUGGCACAGGGAAACCACGCCGAUCGCCACCUCUUGAGCACGGGCAGCCCCGAGAGGAUAGGACGGACAUCCAGCGUCUGCACCUCCUGCACCUGUAGGCCAGCCGUGUGCUGGGAGGUGCCUGCAGCUAUCCUGGUAACCGACGUGGCCACAGCAAGAGCUCCCGCUGCUGCAGGGUGCUGUUGAAGAUGCUUGACUGGACCUGGGCAUUCCCCUCUCACAGGCGCAUUUUCAAUGCACAGAAAGGUGCCCUGCCUGCUAUACCCCAAGCAAACAGCUAAUCUACUGACCUUAGAUACGAGAACUGUGCCUCAGUGUCCUAACUCAUGUCCAAAUUUAACCCACAGGCAGAUUUAGGAAGGGACUUCCCCUGGGAUAGGGGAGCUGCCGAAACGUUAGCCACCCUCCACCCAUGCAGUGCCCACUUGUAAAAAGCAUCCCGUGUAUCUCCAUGUGCGUGCGUGUGUUUCAGGAUCACACCGUUCAGUUCUGUAAAAGCAUUUGCAUAGGGUUCCAUUUCCAUCUCCCUGGGGGUGCAGCGUUCAAAUGCUCAUCUGCUAGCCUGAAGGCUGGUGCUCUGAGCUCCCCCGAGGCUCCGAGGCACAGAGACAUGGCUGUCUGCGCCUCCCAUGAAGCUGGCGGCUUUGGGAAGCCAGUGGGGGCAGUUUCCACCUGUCCUAGAGGGUUGCCAUGAGACAGGGUCUUCGAUGGCAGUGGGUUUGGUUGCUAAUUAAACGUGCUUUUCAUUCA
Molecule: messenger RNA, 3494 nt
Organism: Echinops telfairi (small Madagascar hedgehog)
Lineage: Eukaryota; Metazoa; Chordata; Mammalia; Afrosoricida; Tenrecidae
Gene: B3GLCT
Product: beta 3-glucosyltransferase
Exons: 15
Coding region: 32-1495 (487 amino acids)
Cellular component (GO): membrane
Molecular function (GO): acetylglucosaminyltransferase activity
Source: RefSeq, a predicted model, not a curated record